This is a messenger RNA of Melampsora larici-populina 98AG31, 495 nucleotides long. RefSeq lists its product as uncharacterized. Bases 1 to 495 code for a protein of 164 amino acids. The record is from RefSeq and is a predicted model, not a curated record. The transcript is spliced from 3 exons. Lineage: Eukaryota; Fungi; Basidiomycota; Pucciniomycetes; Pucciniales; Melampsoraceae.
AUGAGAGUAACAUAUGAUACACCAUGUCAUUUUAUUUGUAAGAAAUGUUUGAACAAGAAUUCUGAUCUUGAAGAGGCUGCUUCAAACUCUUAUCCUGAGGGUCAUCAACAUGCAUAUCAAGGUGAAAUCAAUGAUUUAGAGCAACAAGUGGUGCAUAAAACAAAGAGUGAGGCUAAGGAGGGUUUAGAAGAAGAAGAAAAAUUACCAAAGGUGGAUAAAAUAAAGGGAAAGAGGAAGACAAUAGAAUCUUUAGGAGAUAGUGAUGAUAAUCAUAGUAUUCAAAGGAAAGACAAGAAGCAGAAAAUAAUUUCCAAUGCUAGUAAUUCAAACAUUCAUCUUAUUCUCAAUGCACUUGACCAGAUGGAAGGACCUUCCAAUGCUAUACUGGAAGAAAACAACAUGAGCAAAACCACAAAUAGAACUUAUAAUUAUGCUAAGAAUAAUGAAGUUAAUCAUGAACUUGAUGAAAAUUCAAUAAUCCAAAUGUUUCAAUGA